UGGAGCCAUGAUAGCCCACGCUGGCUGGGAGAUGUUUCGGGCUGGACACAGGACCCCUCUCAGUGAUUCUGGGAUUACACAAAGCAAUCCGGCGAACCUGGGCCAUGAGCGUCUCUGAGGCUGCACGUCAUUGCUCUGACCUGGAGUGUGUCUCCUUUCCCGUUCAGCAGGACGGCCUGGGACUCCCUGUGCCUGCCGGAAGAACCCCCUCCUGGCCUUCCUCCCCAGAGGAGUCUGGUUUCCUUUCCUUUCCUCUGGAAGAGCCUGGCCCCAGACCCCUGGUCCCAGGAAACCCUCCCCCUCCAGUUUCCUCCUUAGAGGAAAAGGAGGAGGAUGCAGACUCCACUGUGGACCCCGAGGGGCUGUAUAGCAAGGAGCACCCAAGCCAGUUCUUUGCUGAAGCACAGCGGCUGUGGGAGCAGAGGCUACUGCUGGAUGAACAGGUGUCAGUCGGGGGGCGGGUUUAUGGGGUGCACCGGGUCAUCUUGGCUGCGGUCAGCAGCCUCUUCCGAGGCAGGCUGCAGGGUGGCGGGGACUCACGGCCUGGCCUCAGCCUGGAUGUGGCCCCUGGGGGCUGGGAGGCCGUGCUGACCUUUGCCUAUGAGGGGCUUCUGGGCCCGGCCUCCCUGGGGGAUGUGUUGGCUGCGGCAGAAGUCCUGGGAGCACCCCGAGUGAAGGUCGCAGCCCAGCGGAGAUGCCAGGGCUCUGGAAAGACCACGGAAGAUGAAAAGCUGCCCAGCCAGGCGGAGGAGCUGAGGGAGAACCUCCGCAGCAUCGAGUGCCUCUACCGAGAGGGCGUCGGGUGUGAUCUCGAGCUGGAGGCAGAUGGCUACCGGCUCCAGGUGCACAGAGCAGCCCUGGCCUGUGGCAGUGAGUUCUUUGGGGCCAUGCUCCUGAGUGGAAUGAGGGAAUCCCAAGGCACAGAGAUAUCUCUGCACACCAUGUCUUCCCAAGACCUGCAACUCCUCGUCUCUUUUGCUUACUCUGGGGUAGUACGAGCAGGGUGGUCAGGACUGCUGAGAGCUGCCCAGGCUGCUCUGCAGUACCAAAGUUCUUCCUGCCUGGAUCUGUGUCAGAAGGCCUUGGCUCAAGGCCUCAACCCUGCCCGUUGCCUGGCCCUGUUCCCCAUGGCUGAAGCCCCUGGAUUGGAGAGGCUCUGGAGUAAAGCUCGUCACUACCUCCUCACCCAUCUGCCUGCUGUGGCUUUGUGCCCUGCUUUCUCUUCCUUACCAGCUGCCUGUCUGGCUGAACUCCUGAAUAGCGAUGAGCUCCAUGUUCAGGAGGAGUUUGAGGCCUUUGUGGCUGCACGAUAUUGGUUAGCUGCCAACCCUGAGAUACAGGAGUCAGAGGCCAAGGCCCUGCUGCAGUGUGUCCGCUUUGGCCGUAUGUCUACCAGGGAGCUGAGAAAAGUGCGGGCAGCUGGGCUACCCCCACCCCUCCCUGCAAACUUGCUCUACCAGCUGAUGGUGGAGGCUGAGAUUCCAGGUCGAGAGAGGUGGAGGAAGCCUGACCAGGCACUGGUGGUGAUUGGUGGGGAUGAGCUCAGACCUGACAUGGCCCAAAGACAGCCUUCUCAAAAAGUGUGGUGGGCCCGGGCCUUCCACUGCGGCACGGGGCUGGUGCGAACUGUGGAGUGGGGCCAGCUGCCUGCUCUGCCUGCCCCAGGACGCUUCCGGCAUGGGGCUGUGAGCCUGACAGGAAAUGAGCUCUAUGUGUGUGGGGGACAGGAUUUCUACAGCCACUCCAGCACUCUGGCUUCAACUCUCAGGUGGGACCCCAGUCAAGAGGACUGGGAAGAGAUAGCACCUUUGUGCCAGGCUCGGAGCUUGUUCCCCCUGGUGGCAUUGGACGGACUACUUUAUGCCCUGGGUGGACGAUGCAACGGUGUUGCCCUUAACUCUGUGGAGACCUACAACCCUGAGCUCAAUGUCUGGAGGCCCGCUCCUGCACUUCCGACCCCAUGCUUUGCCCACGCAGCUGCCCUGUUGGAAGGCCGAUUGUACCUGUGUGGUGGCUAUAGUGGAGCUGACCAAUACAUGGCCUCGCUGCUGCAUUAUGACCCCAAACUUGAGAAGCCAGGAACACUUUUGAGCCCAAUGGGAAUACCUCGGGCUGGCCAUGUCAUGGCUGCUCUCGGUGGGCGGCUGUAUGUAGCAGGUGGGCUAGGUGAGACUGGAGACUUGCUUAGCUUUGAGGUCUAUGAACCAAGGACUGAUAGGUGGACUCACUUGGUGCCUCUGCCAUCUGCCCAUGUGGGUGCUGCAGGUGCUGUGCUGCAGGGAGAGCUGCUGGUGAUGGGGGGCUACAGCCACCGCACUUAUGCCCUCUCCCACCUUAUCCACGCCUACUGUCCUGGGCUGGGCCGAUGGCUGUGCCUGGGAACUCUGCCAAAGCCUCGGGCUGAGAUGCCUGCCUGCAUUUUGACACUGUGCACCAUGCAACACACAGCUUUGGUUCCCACCCUGCACCAAAUCAAACCUGCUAGGUGAUGGGAGCAGAACUGUACAGGGGGAGAAAGGGAUAUGAAAUAUCACGAAAAACAGACCAUUUAGGAGAGAGAAAGAUUACAAUUCUGGUAGUGCUUUUACACAGUGCUUGACAGUUUAUAAACUGCUUUUGUAUAUAUGAUAUCCACUGAGGGAAAGUGACUCCAGAACUGGGGAGAGAGCUUUGGGGAAGGAGAGGCAGCUGAAUACUUGAGAUUUUUUGUUUGUUUUUUCGUUUGGUUUUUGAGACAGGGUCUCUGUACGUACUUCAGGCUAGCCUUGAAUUCACUGGGUACCUUACAUUUGCCUCAACCUCACAGCAAUCCUGCCUUGGUGUCCAAAAUGCUGGGAUCACAGGUGUGCACCAGUAUACUCAGUGGCGGCUAAAUAGUGGGAUAAGAGAAAUGACUAAGUGGCUGAGGCCAGAGGAUCAUCUAGAGUUUGAGGCCAGCCUGGGCUAUGUAGUGAGUUCAAGGCAAGGUAACCCAUCAGCAAGGCCAUGCCUGAACCAAAGGGGGAAAAGUAACCUAGGAGCAACCGGAUAAGGCUUAGGGGUUCUUGAGAGGAGAAAGGCAUGUAAUUGGAAGAGACUCAAGAAUAUCCAGUAUUGGCCAGGGAUAUAGCUCAGUGAUAGAGCAUCUGCUUAGUACGCGUGAGCAUCUGGGUUCAAUCCCCAGCACAUAGAUACACACACACACACACACACACACACACACACACA
This is a messenger RNA of Fukomys damarensis (Damara mole-rat), 3207 nucleotides long. It is a transcript of the gene Klhl33, whose product is annotated as kelch like family member 33. The record is from RefSeq and is a predicted model, not a curated record. The transcript has 5 exons. NCBI's taxonomy places the organism in Eukaryota, Metazoa, Chordata, Mammalia, Rodentia, Bathyergidae. Gene Ontology annotation, molecular function: protein binding. The coding region runs from base 105 to 2489 and encodes 794 amino acids.